UGUGCAUCACGCUGUGGAGUAUUUAUUCGUCAGUGCGUCAGACAGUGUAACAAAAAGCGAGGGCCGUUGCACGUUUGUGGAAGAGUUUUUAAGCAACACUUCUAUUUUCCAAAUUUCAACGCAAUGUUCGUGGACACCAUUAUAUUGGCAGGUUUGGCCGUUCUAGUCGCAGCGCAACCUGAGGCGCCGGUACCCCUGAAACCCCCCGGGCCCCAGAUACCCCAGGUACCCCAGGUACCUCAGGUACCUAAGGUACCCCCAAGAACUACGGCAACCAAGGCCCCGCCGGGACCCCCGCGGGAUACGAACCCCGAUUGUGCUGCAUUGAGGGAAAAGGUGCCCGGACACCUUUACCACAACUGUACCUUCAUCUGUGAGGGAGAUCAAGACUUUGUCUUGAGGGACGGCCAAUCGUGUUUUGUUGCAGACCCGCUCGAUGAGAUGCCAGUAAGAGGAGGAGUAAGAACCGUCACCGGGGACAUGGGAACCUGUAAAGACGGAAAGUGCGUCCUUCUACAGAGCGUGAACCCACCAGCAAUGCCUGAAACACCAAGGCCAAGACCGCCAAGCGACGUUAGCCCUGAUUGUCAUCGUCCAAAUACCACCGAUUACGUUUUUGAAAAGUGCUCGUUUGUUUGUGAAGGAGAUCAAGACUUCACCAUGUACAAUAAGGAACUGUGCAUACUUCCCGGGCAAUCUUCAUCUGGCGGAACAUCUUCAGUAGAGGGCAGUGUGGCUGCUUUCGUUACGGGAGUUUGCGUAGACGGAAAAUGCGUUCUCGAGGACACCUUGGCUCCACCGCAAAAGCCUGUGCAGCCAGCGCCGCCAAGUGACACCAACCCGGAUUGUGCUGCUACCAAGAUCAAGCUGGCCAAUCAUCUUUACCACAACUGUACAUUUGCUUGCGAAGGAGACGAAGAAAUAUCAUUGAACAAUAAAGAAUCCUGUAUACUUCGAGGAGCGUCUCAAUCAGCCUCAAGAAAUCAAGUAACGAGAAUUCAGGGUACUGUAGACAGGGGAUUCUGCAAAGGCGGAAGAUGUGUUUCCCAGAACGACAAGACACCUCCUGGAAAACCUGCGCCACCACGUGACACUAAUCCAGAUUGCAAUGCUUGGAAGACGAAUCAACGCAAUUAUCUUUAUCAUAACUGUACGUUUAUCUGCGAAGGAGACGAAGAAGUACUGCUGAAGAAUCGGCAAUCUUGUGUCCUUCAAGCAACACCACAAUCGCCUAGGAGAAAUGGCGUAAAUGGAGCUCUUGGUAGUGUAGACAUGGGUGUCUGCCUAGCCGGUAGAUGUGUUCAACCAAACGAAAUAACGCCGCAAAUGCCAAAGUUUCCAUUGCCCGGACCACCAAGUGACAUUAACCCGGAUUGUUAUCGUCCCAGUUCUACCGAAUACAUUUUUCAGAACUGUUCAUUUAUUUGUGAAAAGGACGAAGCAUUUCGUUUGAACAAUAGUGAGAAGUGCACACUUCAAGGCCAGUCCCCAACCGCAAUUUCAACUUCAUCACAAGGAGGCACGGCCGCUUUUGUUACGGGAGUAUGUAAAGAGGGAAAAUGUGUUCUUCCCGGCGGGGCUCCACCUCAAAAAACUGCAAGGCCAGAACCACCCCGUGAAACGAACCCGGAUUGCAAAUCUUGGAGGAACAACCUGAGUAAAUACCGAUAUCGCAGUUGCACUUUCGUAUGCGGAGAAGAUGAAGAGGUAUCCUUGAAGAACAAUGAAAGAUGUAUUCUUCCAGAUGUGCAAUCUCCAUCCAUCCCCAAAAGAUCCACGAAAAGAGACAAAGCCCCUAAAGGUGUCUGCAACGAUGGAAAGUGCGUUCCCAAAAGGAAGAAGACAACGCCGAGCAUAGUUAAGUCUACAAUACCACCUCCUCCGUGGGAUCGUAACCCUGAUUGUAACGCUACGAUGGCAAAGGUCAAGGGCUACGUUUACCACAACUGUACGUUUGACUGUGAAAAAGACGAAGAAAUAUUAUUGAAAGACAAAGAACCGUGUAUACUUCAACAAGGCCAAGUUAAACCACCCGUUCCGAGUCUGACACAACAAACAAGUUGGCCUAAAGGUGUCUGCCAAGAUGGAGUAUGCGUUCCUCAAGGCACGAAGAAGAGCUAGGCUCCAUCACCAAUAAGCAAGGCGGAAUGUAUUUUGGCGCCCCCUUUGAUUUAACAAAUAAAGGUUAGCAGAGUGCUUU
Molecule: messenger RNA, 2200 nt
Organism: Dermacentor albipictus
Lineage: Eukaryota; Metazoa; Arthropoda; Arachnida; Ixodida; Ixodidae
Source: RefSeq, a predicted model, not a curated record